Messenger RNA from Phytophthora nicotianae INRA-310, 216 nucleotides. RefSeq lists its product as hypothetical. The transcript has 2 exons. NCBI's taxonomy places the organism in Eukaryota, Oomycota, Peronosporomycetes, Peronosporales, Peronosporaceae. Bases 1 to 216 code for a protein of 71 amino acids. The record is from RefSeq and is a predicted model, not a curated record.
AUGGAGAUCAAGAUUCGUGUGUCCGGAGCUAACAUUUUUGCCACCAUCAACCGAAUCACUACCAUCAAACGGCUCGAGCAUGAGGAAUCUGCUUAUCCUGGUAUCGACAGAUACGAAUCUCAGAGCAUUAUCGAUGGCGCCGUUCCAGCAGGGGUGGAAAUAUCGUCGGGCGAACGCCUCAGCACAAAAUCCGCCGAUCAACUUCAGCAGUUCUGA